AUGACGUUUCAAAGGAGAAGAAAUUAUUACACCAGAAAAGAAUGUAAGAAAGACAUUAGUUGUAAUCUCACGUUUAUUCAGGAAAAGGAUGUCCAAGCAGGAAGUCGUUGUUUUGUGUGCUCUGAAUGUGGGAAAGGUUUUACCAGUAGAAAUGGCCUCCGUUAUCAUCUGAGAGUUCACAGUGGAGAAAGACCUUAUGAGUGCCGUGAAUGUGGGAAAUCUUUUCCCAGGAGCACUGACCUUCAUCGUCAUCAGAGAGUUCACACGGGAGAAAAGCCUUAUCAGUGCAGGGAAUGUGGGAAAGCUUUUAGCAAUAGUAAUAGCCUAGGUGAUCAUCAAGUUUUGCACACUGGAGAAAGGCCUCAUAAGUGUAGUGAAUGUGGGAAAGCUUUUGCCAGUAGUAAUGGCCUCCAUUAUCAUCAGAGAGUUCAUACUGGAGAAAGGCCUUAUGAGUGCAGUGAAUGUGGGAAAUCUUUUACCAAGAGCACUGCACUUCGUCGUCAUCAGAGAGUUCACACGGGAGAAAAGCCUUAUCAGUGCAGGGAAUGUGGGAAAUCUUUUGCCAGUAGCACUUCCCUUCAUUAUCACCAAAAUGUUCACACUGGAGAAAGGCCUUAUGAGUGUAGUGAAUGUGGGAAAUCUUUUCCCAGUAGCACUGCCCUUCAUUAUCACCAAAAUGUUCACACUGGAGAAAGACGAUAUCAGUGCAGUGAAUGUGGGAAGUCUUUUACCAAUAUCAGUAACCUUCGUUUUCAUCAGAGAGGUCACACUGGAGAAAAGCCUUAUAAAUGCAGUGAAUGUGGGAAAUGUUUUAACAGUAGCACUGUGCUUCAUUCACAUCAGAGAAUUCACACUGGAGAAAAGCCUUAUAAAUGCAGUGAAUGUGGGAAAUCUUUUACAACUAGGAAUGGCCUUCGUUAUCAUCAACAUUUUCACUCGGGAAAAAGGCCUUAUCAGUGCAGUGAAUGUCAGAAAUCAUUUAACACUAGUAGUGAGCAUCGUUGUCAUCAGAGAGUUCACACUAGAGAAAAGCCUUACAAAUGCAAUAAGUGUGGGAUAUCAUUUAUCAGUAGCACUGCCCUUCGUCGUCAUCAGAGAUUUCACACUGGAGAAAAGCCUUAUAAAUGCAGCGAAUGUGGCAAAUCUUUUACAAGAAUUGAUAGCCUUCAUUGUCACCAGAGAUUUCACAGUGGAGAAAGUCCUUAUGAGUGCAAUGAAUGUGGGAAAUCUUUUACCAGGAGCAGUAGCCUCCGUAAUCAUCAAAGUUUACACACUGGAGAAAGGCCUUAUGAGUGCAGUGAAUGUGGAAAGACUUUUACCACUAGCACUGAACUUUUUCGUCAUCAGAGAGGUCACAAUGGAGAAAAGCCUUAUAAAUGCAGUGAAUGUGGGAAAUAUUUUACAAGGAUUGAUAGCCUUCUAAUUCACCAGAGAUUUCACACUGGAGAAAGUCCUUAUGAGUGCAAUGAAUGUGGGAAAUCUUUUACCAGGAACAGUAGCCUCCGUAAUCAUCAAAGUUUUCACACUCGAGAAAGGCCUUAUGAGUGCAGUGAUUGUGGGAAAUCAUUUACCACCCGCACUGACCUUUCUCGUCAUCAGAGAGUUCACACUGGUGAAAGGCCUUAUGAGUGCACUGAAUGUGCAAAAUCUUUUACCACUAACACUCACCUUCAUACUCAUCAGAGAGUUCAUACAGGAGAAAAGCCUUAUAAAUGCAAUGAAUGUGAGAAAUCUUUUACCAGUAGCAGUGACCUUCGUUGUCAUCAGAGAAUUCACACUGGAGAAAAGCCUUAUAAAUGCAGUGAAUGUGGGAAAUCUUUUACCAGUAACACUGUGCUUCAUUGUCAUCAGAGAAUUCACACUGGAGAAAAGCCUUAUAAAUGUGGUGAAUGUGAGAAAUAUUUUACCUGGAGCACUGCCCUUCAUCGUCAUCAAAAAGUUCAUACUGGAGAAAAGCCUUAUCAAUGCAGUGAAUGUGGGAAAUCUUUCAAAAGUAGCAAUGGUCUCCAAUAUCAUCAGAGAGUUCACCUAGGAGAAAGCCAUUAUGAGUAUAAUUAACGUGAGAUAUUUCUCAGCCAAAUUUCUAAAUUUGCUCUGCACAUAUGAGUCCAAAUGUGAGAAAUUUCUUAGAUGUAUAGGAAAUGUAGUUUUUUAGUUAGGAAUUAAACAUAGCAUAAGAAAUUUUGUGAAGGCCCUUUUGUCGGAAUUGUAUCUCAUACAUUUAAUCACCCACAUUAUGUAAACUCCCCAUAAAUGUUUUUCCUGUUGUGUUUGUUUUU
Eptesicus fuscus (big brown bat) is the source of this 2279-nucleotide messenger RNA. RefSeq names its product zinc finger protein 850-like. The record is from RefSeq and is a predicted model, not a curated record. Bases 1 to 2058 code for a protein of 685 amino acids. Lineage: Eukaryota; Metazoa; Chordata; Mammalia; Chiroptera; Vespertilionidae. Gene Ontology annotation, biological process: negative regulation of transcription by RNA polymerase II. Gene Ontology annotation, molecular function: DNA-binding transcription repressor activity, RNA polymerase II-specific. The transcript has a single exon.